AUUUAAGAUAAAAAUAAAAAAUAAAAACAAAACAAAAAACCCGAACGCAGGUGGUUUAAAUGAUUUUAAUUUGGGCGCCACUCUGUGUGGCUCGGGAAGAAGAGUAAAAGGAAUAGAAAAAUAGAGAAAGAGAGACAAGACUAGUACUCAGUAGUUAUUACUAUUAAACAAGCCUCACCUUCUCUCUCAAAUCCAACCCAUCCCAUGUGAGACUUGUCUGCAGCUGCAGCAUAGCAUCUCUCUCUCUUCUCUCUCUCUCUCUCGUCGCCAUGCCUCCUCUUCUCUCUGCCUUCCUUUUCCUCCUCCUCGUCGCCGCCGGCCAAGGAGAUGACGAGUUGGCCGUCGAUACCCGCCUGAGAUUCGACAACCCUCAUCUCCGUGAUGCCUACAUUGCCCUGCAAGCCUGGAAAUCUGCCAUCUUCUCCGACCCCUUGAACCUCACAGGUAACUGGCACGGUCCCAACGUCUGUUUCUACACCGGCGUUUUCUGCACCCAGUCCCCUUCCCAUCCCUCCCUCAAUGUCGUCGCCGGCAUCGACCUCAACCACGGUGACAUAGCCGGCUACCUCCCUACAGAACUCGGCCUCCUCUCUGAUCUAGCCCUCUUCCACAUCAACAGCAACCGCUUCUGUGGCACCAUCCCUCCCACAUUCCACCGUCUGAAGCUCCUCUACGAGCUGGAUGUCAGCAACAAUCGGCUGGUGGGUCCAUUUCCGACGGUUGUGUUGUCACUCCCGUCCCUCAAGUACCUCGACCUCCGCUUCAACGAGUUCGAAGGUCCCAUCCCUUCAGAGCUCUUCGACAAAAACCUCGACGCUAUCUUCGUUAACGACAACAGGUUCCGUUUCGGCAUACCUGAAAACCUGGGUAAGUCACCGGUCUCAGCGUUAGUGUUAGCAAACAACAACCUGGGUGGCUGCAUACCAGGCAGCAUCGGGCAGAUGGGGAAGACUCUUAACGAGAUACUGCUGAUAAACAACAACUUGACAGGCUGUCUUCCCCUUGAGAUCGGGCAGCUGAAGAAGGUAACCGUCUUUGAUGUGAGCUUCAACCAUUUGGAAGGGCCGUUACCUGUGAGUGUGGGGAAGAUGAGGAGUGUAGAACAACUGGAUGUGGCCCAUAAUCAGCUGACUGGAGUAAUCCCACCUACCAUUUGCAAACUCCAGAGAUUAGUCAACUUCACAUACUCUUUCAACUACUUCACAGGAGGGGCACCUCAGUGUUUGGCAAGAAACAACAGAGGUUUGGUCGUCGAUUCCAGCAAAAACUGUAUUCCUGGCUUCCCAGCUCAACGAUCUUCAAGAGAAUGUGUUGCCAGACCCAUCGGCUUCGAUUGCACUUCCAAGUGCCAUGGUGGUGGUGGUGGUGGUGGUGGUGGUUCCUCAUCACCUCCCCCAAUCGUGAGACGGUCAUCAUCUCCACCACCUAGGCCUGUUCACGCCCCUACUAGAACACCUCUUAUUAGACCUCCCCCUCCUGUCUCUGGGACCUCACCAUCGACCAGGUCUCACCCUCCACCAAUGCUACCACCCUCAACCCCCUCAAACCACCAUUACUACUCGUUCCCACCACCUCCUCCUCAGCAUUCUGAGUCUCCUAAAAAUGCUCAUUCUUCACCCCCUCCUCCGUCAAUGCUUCCAUCACCAGCUCAUCUGCCACCGCCGAUGACACAUCUUCCAUCACCAUCCCCACCACCUCCACAAGUUCAUCUCACUCCAUCAAAGCCGCAUCCUUCAUCGCCGCUGCUACCACCAUCAUCACCACCCUCACCCUCACCCUCACCCUAUGUGAAUCUUCCCCCAACCCAUCAUCAACAUUUAACACCACCACCGUCGCCACCUUCAUCCUAUUUACCUCUUCCACCAACCCAUCAUCACCAUUUAACGCCCCCACCACCUCCUGUCAUGGUUUCACCGCCAACCCACUAUCAUUUAAUCCCGCCGGCACCAACCCAUCAUCUUCAAACGCCACCUCCACCGUCAAACAUCUGGGUUUCGCCACCAAACCAUAAUCACUCAAUGCCGGCUCCACCCCGUAAUCAUCUAACACCACCUCCACCACCCUCUGAGAUUUCUGCCCCAGUUGCACAGCCUCCACCACCAAUGUCUGGAAAGACGCCAUCUCAAUCACCGCCAACACAGCCACAAGUGCCCUCUUCCCCUCCAUCCUCGCCACCAAACCACUGUGAUAAUCCACCGCCUCCUCAUCUUUCUACACCACCAGCCUACCAUCACUCACACCCACCACCACCACCACCAUCGCCGUCACCUCUGAAAAAUCCACCGCCCCAUCACUUCCAUAUGAAGACUCCACCACCUUCAACUGGGUAUUCACAUUCUCCACCAUCGUACCCCGGGGUUCCCCUCCCACCUAUCACUGGAGUAUCAUACGCUUCACCGCCUCCACCAGUAAUUCCCUAUUACUGAGUUAGUCAUUCUUCUGGACUCUCCCAUCGAUUAACAUUCUUUCCAUGCACUAGAAUGCAUUGCAGCGACGCAUCACUCGAUUUCCUGUAAUUGUUUCUUCUUUCUUCUUUUCCUGUUUUUGUUUUUGUUUUUUUCUUUAACUUGUUUCUAUAUCAAUUAAUGGGCGGAGUAGCUGCAUUUUUGUGGGUAUUUGUUUCUAUAUGAAUAUUUGAGAAUAAAGACGUUCCUUUUACUUUACUUUUGUAAAGGCUGUGGAGCAAUGUUUUAGCUACAGUAGAUACGUGAAGUUCGGCUA
Messenger RNA from Magnolia sinica, 2721 nucleotides. RefSeq names its product leucine-rich repeat extensin-like protein 4. Gene Ontology annotation, molecular function: protein binding. Lineage: Eukaryota; Viridiplantae; Streptophyta; Magnoliopsida; Magnoliales; Magnoliaceae. The transcript has a single exon. Bases 270 to 2426 code for a protein of 718 amino acids. The record is from RefSeq and is a predicted model, not a curated record.